AUGGACCAGUCGUCGCCGGCCGUGGACAUCUCCAGAGAUAGCUUCAUUGCCGAUAAGAUGAGGAUGAAUACAUUCAGACUGGGCAAAAGUCUCCCGUCAAGUAACACUGCCCCCAAUGCGCCCAAGCCAGCUCAUGCACGUUCCCACUCUCGCAACAGUUCUGUAUCAGUUCCUUUGUCGAUUUCCACUGUACACAAUUCAAUGACUUCAGUGACGACCGUGGAUUCCCCCCCGACGUCCCCGUCGCGGACCUCGUUGGGUGCUUCCAAGCGCAGUUCUCAUCAUCGCCGUCGCUCUUCGGUGUCUACCCGUCGCGAAUCUGCGGAUUUAAUGGGCGUCUCUUUGCCAAGUGUUCCGACUUCAGUAUCAGAUGACAACAUCAACCUUGGUGACAAGGAUUCUGUUCGUCGACGCGCGCUUUGGGCACUGGAAGGAAAGACAGAGGUUGGCAAUUUUUCCAAGGUAGAAAUCCCGGAAUUCGACACUGCAGAACUUGGGAAGCGAACAUUUGAGUUGCCGACCAAGCCUUCGUAUCCACCGGGUAUCGGCGCUGGAUACGGAGGUGGUCUCAGUUCUCUCCUGGGCAACAAGCGUGAUUCUUUUGGCAAGUUUAUGGCAUCUUCAUCCUCGAAGGAACAACUGCACACUCUCAUGGAAGAAGAGGAAGAAGAAGAGGAGUCCAUCGAAGAGGAUCCACCUCUUUUGGCAGGUCAUACGCAAGACCCGGAGCAAAUAGUGAGCUCCCCGGUGGAAGUUACUAUCACGAGACCUUCUCCAGCUCCCGUUCGCCACCGUCCCGCGAGCCUCAACUUACGUCCACUUUCGCUUGCCUCUGGUACGAUCGUUCAGGCUGCGUAUGGUGACCUUCCGACGCCCGCACUUACUCCUACUCACCAUCCUGGUUUGAAGUCGCUUACUCUGGCCGCAUCUCCUAGCCUCAGCUCCAAUAGUGCGACUACUAUGGGAUCAAACAAGCGACAGUCGCUCGUGAUGCCUCGUUCCUUCACUCCUCCUUCGAUCCUUUUUGGUGGCAGGCCAUCGCUGAAUGUUUCCACGGAAGGUGCAGCGCCCAUUCCCGCACCCCCAACUCGGCGCAGCAGCAUCUCGUACAUAUCUUCGACCCCCCCGCUGUCUGCCAUUGGACUUCCCACACCCGAGAUGACACCUGUUUCAGCCACGAUGGAACGGCGUCCUUCCAGUGCGAGCGCUGAUAUCGGAUAUACUUCACACUCCGGACGUCCCCUUUCUGCCAGUGAGCAGCAUUUUUUAUUCCAGGCGCACGCGACGCUCGUGCGGCGCAUAACGGAUCUGGAGCGCGCCCUCUCUGCGCGCCCCGUGGCCCCGCGCUCGCGUCCGCUCUCGUGCGCGUCCGACGUUUCUGCAGUUUCUGGGCAGAGUGAAGUUAGUGAUGAAAUGCUGCUGCUCAUUGCCGACCUCAAGGCUGAGAGGGAUGAGCUGAAGAAGGAUGUGGAUGGAUGGCGCAUGCGUGUUCACGAUAUUGAGCGCCAGAUGAGCGUAUUUGCGAAGCGAGUGGAGGUAGAGCGCAGGGAUGCGUGGGUAGCGAGAGAGCGCGUCGGACUAUUGGAGGUGGAGAAGAGUUCGCUGGAGAAGACGCUCAGUGAAAAUGCGGCAGCAGUGGAGAAAGGUUUGCGGCACUACGAGCGUGCGAAGGAAGAUGCGCAGAAUGCGAAGGAGGAGUGCGAGAAGCUGAGAAGCGAAGUGGAGAGGUUACGGGAGACAGAGGAGAACUGUGCGCGUCUUCAGGCUGCUCUCAAUCAAGAACGACUGAAGAUGGGGGAAUUGGAGAGAGAGCUCGAAGGUGCCGGAUUAUUGGCAACUCCCCGUCCCUUCGAUAUGCCUGUUCAGCCCAUGCCCACCGUGAUGUCGAGGACCAUGAUGAUUGCCAAGAACAGAGGCCUCGGAUUCAGGUCUAUCGACUCGGAGAGUUCGUUUACAGAUGUCGACUCCAUUGACAGCCCUGGCUUCAGUACAAUGGCACUGAAAGUCGUCGAAGAGGUCGACGAGGAUGACAGCCGGGAGGAUACACUCUCCAACGGCUCAGAUGUUGGUGAACUCUCCAGGUACGAAGAUGAAGAGGAAGAUGAUCUGUUUGCCUUCCCGACGUCCUUCUCUACGUCGUCUUUUGGGUCUGUGGGUGACUAUGGCCGUCCGAACUCUCAUUCUCGCACCGAUGUGACUGAGGCCUCGGUGCCCGCUCUAACCGCCAGUCGUUCAAACUCGUCCUCACCUACUUCCAUUCCUUCUCCGAUUCCCAUCGAGCCUAUUCAUUCUCGCAGGGUAUCUCUCUCGAAGACUUGGACCUUCCCCGCCGGAUCGAACGAUGUCUCGACGUUUGGCCGUGAGCCUGAAGAGGUUGAUCACUUCUUCGGCUGCUUGGAAGAUGUCGAUAAUUCUCCCCCUUUGGGGUCUAGGCUUCGCUCAGUCGAAAGCGGCAAGAAUUUAUUCUCGCAGGCUUUGAUUCAUGAUGAUGAUGACCUUCCGCCCUUCGUCUUACCUGCUGAUGUUGGCGUGGAAGUCUUGUCUCCGGAGAUUGAUGAGCCGAAACAUGUUUUGGAUGUCGUCAUCGAAGAAGAGGAAGAGGCGGAAGACCAAGCUGAGGACAAAGAGCCGAUAGAUCAGGAUGACGAGUUUGUAGGAGAAGUUGACGAGGGCGGGAUCAAGUUCACCUUCAAUAUCCCUGUCGCUUUUGAAACACCUGACACUUCGGCACACGACAAUGUCCUGUCUCCUGCGGCGAAGAACUCCACUUCUGUGUCUGACCCUUUCGUCGACCAUGCGUCAGACUCGAGUUUCACCUCUCAGACCCGCGCCCAGCGCAGUGUCACCUCUCCUUCCUCUAUCCCGCGUCUGUCAGCUGCAAAGGUUAUCACGUCGUCGAUUCUUGUCCCCAGUUUCUCGACACCGGUGAAAUCAUCUGUACCUCGCGAAUCCCCCGGUGCCUUCGUGACGCCACCAGCUAAACGUGGAGGUACACCGCCUACGUUCAUUCCGCAGCCACGCUGCCAGGCAGGAUCUCCGUUUAAGACUCCGUCCUCCAACAAAGCUCCGUCGUUCAUACCCCAGCCGCGCCGUGCUACACCGCCUUCGUCUUCGAAGUCAUCCUCAAUCGCUGUCAUGAGCCCCACUACCAAUGAGUUGAACGCCUCUUCCAGGUUUCGUAAUGCCGUUACCUCGCACCCUCCCGUUGCGACUGCAGGAAUGAACUCUCCUGCCCCGUCUGCGGGCCCGUCCGUAGCUGAGGUGUCCGAGCCUUCUCCUUCCUCCCCGUCGCUCAUGUCACCCACGCUUGCUGCACGAUUCCAAACACUGACGAAUUACCUCCCAAUGCCUUCCCUUCCCUGGUCUCCCCGUUCAUCCAAGGCGACGGCGGUCGCAGCCGCAUUAUGUUUAAUUCCCGAGAGCGCUAGCAGCUCGAGCACCGCAAGCGGAGACACCAGCCAUAACCGAGUGUCGUCUUCGUUUGUGAAUAGCAGCGUUACGCCCACUGUUACGCAGGCGACGGGGCGAGGCUAUGUUCCUAAAGAGAGGCAACUGGAGAAAUUGAGGGCGCGGUUGGAGGAAGAACGUCGGUUGAAAAACCGAGGGAUUCUUGCCAUCCCCAGGGAUUCUCUCGAUGGAGUGUUGCACGUCUGA
This is a messenger RNA of Sparassis crispa, 3654 nucleotides long. RefSeq lists its product with no specific name. The transcript has 4 exons. The record is from RefSeq and is a predicted model, not a curated record. NCBI's taxonomy places the organism in Eukaryota, Fungi, Basidiomycota, Agaricomycetes, Polyporales, Sparassidaceae. Bases 1 to 3654 code for a protein of 1217 amino acids.